AUGGAGACCUUGAACACACAAAGGCUUGAUGCUCUGGAACGUGCGUCGAGCCGUCUGGACACGGACCCUCGUGCUCGUGAGACGGAUGCUGAUGCCGCAGCUGGACGAAGUCGCGCCUGUAGCUUCGACGCCGACACGAGGUCUUCCGCGAGCAGCCGGCCUGACUUGCACCUGCCAGUGCAGGGGAGUGGCAAGAGCAGCAUCGGCUGUGCACAGCUGGCUCAGCUCGAAAGAGCUUUAGCGGACACCACGCUGCUGCAAAGUCGUGCGACCGCAGCGCUGGAGAGAAUUGCCAGGCAGCAAUCGGCUCUGAAGCGCAUCCCUGUGGCGUGUCCGUCAUGCGGCUGCCUGAACGUCCCUCAAGGCUCUGCCUGGCACACCGGUGACCUCGUCUCUUGCCAGGAGUGCAGUCAGCCGUUCCUGCCAUUGAGCAGCUUCCAGGUCAGGGAAGAUCUUGCUGUCUUAAAAUCGGCAGUCCAGCGCCUCCGGGAUCAACAGGAGCGCAUUCAGUACUUGGAGUGCCUCGCCGCAAAGGGCAGGCAAGAGUCAACGAGCCCUCUGGCAAAGAGCGCAAAGACGCCAGCUUCAGAGCCGGCAGAGGACGCGGCGGUGCGAAAGCUGCCGGCACGUGGACCCAUGGCAUCUCCGCUCUUUCCCCCGCAGAUCAUGAGCCCAAGACAGGUCGGACAAGGGCCCCCAACAGACUCCACGGAGUCCCCAGACGCAUCCCCUGAGCAUCCCUUCCUGUCACCUUGCUCGCCCUGCCAGAGGCUCCAGCGAGUCGGGCUCCACGAGUUGGAGCCGAUUUUGCAGGAAAGCCCCUCUGCAGGAGGUGCCACGUCCAGCUCCCCACGGCUGAUGGAGAAGGUGCAAGACAGGUCGAACACUGCAGGAGAGGCUGCGUCCCCACUGAGGGCCGGCCAGGCUGGUGACAAGCCGCUGAUUCUGAUGCCCCUGCUGGACACACAAGAUCUACUAACCAACAGUUCAUCGUCCUCAGCUCCGUUGUGCUUCCACGGAAGCAAACUGUCGAAGUGGCAGAUGGACACCGAACAAAAGACCAGGGAGGCACUCCAACAGAUGCGGCACAAGUCCUUUGGUCCCAAGGGCCGAGCCAGAAAGGAACGUGAGGAGGGCGAGAUCGCUUCGGCGUCGGAGUCGGAAGGGUCCAGGCUGACCAGUUGGGACGCCAGGCCUGGAUCCUUGGUGGCCGGGCAUCAAGCUCUUCAGAAGGGUGUGCCAGCCGGCACACCAGCAAAAAAGGAGGACAAGAAGAACACAGGUGCUGUGAUGCGGGAGCACCAUCCAAGGCCGACCGCUUCGGUUGUCGAGGCUGUCGGUGCUUUUCCAAAGUGGUUUUUGCUGAUGCUGCUGGCCUGCUUUCUUGCGGUUGCUUUCAUUCGGCAUCUGCUGCACAGAUUGGCGCAGAGGCUUCAAGGAGAAGCUGUUGCAUCCGCCGUCCUGACGGCGAUCGUAACUGGGACGGCAAUGCACCUCUGGCGACAUGCUGAGGAGAUGGUGCAGAAGCAGAACAUGCUGGAGACUUCCCGCGGAGAAUGGAAACAUGGCAUUGUCUGCCUAGAACGGACCUUUAUGGGCAGCACUUUGCAGUUGAACCUGGAAGAGGCUUUGGGCCUUUCUGCUGCUUUGGCACAGCUUGCUCCAGUUUUCCUCUUCGAGAAUUGGGGCAUUUAUGGACCUCCAGCAUGCAGAUGGGCUGCUGUUGUGGCCCAUGUGGCAACGGCCAUCAUCGUCAUGGUUGGUGUUCGCAACAAGCUGCUGAACAGCUUCUGUACUGCCACGCCUGCUUCUAAGGACCCUGCUCCAGAGGUGCUGGAAGUUUGCGUCGGAUUGGCUGUUGGCAACUGGGCCGCAUCCUCCUGGGCAGCAUCAACCUGGUGGCAUUUAGCCAGCUCAAGCUCGGCGAUUGGUCUGCAGGUUAGACUUCCUGUCCUGGCUCUUGCUUGUGCACAGCUCACGAACUUUUGGUUGGCGCGCCGUUCACGGCAACCUCACCUUCUUGCUGUUUGUGUUGCGCUCGGAGGGCUUUCGAUGGCGAAAUGUUGUUGCGGGGCACCUGGCAUGGUGCUGGAGACGAUGAGUUUGUCAUCUUCCUCCUCUUUGCUGAUGACUUCUGGAAUCUAUGUCCUGUUUUGUGCUGUGAGUGCUUUGCUUCUGUUCCAGGAGUUGUUCAACUCAUUGUGA
Molecule: messenger RNA, 2205 nt
Organism: Symbiodinium natans
Lineage: Eukaryota; Dinophyceae; Suessiales; Symbiodiniaceae
Source: the annotation of a GenBank genome assembly